UCCUGUGCUGAACUAACUGGCGGUAGAGACCGGGUUUAAACCGCGGGUUUUUCUCGUCUGCUAGACCGCGCUUCACCUGCCACAACAACUGUUAGCAGUUAACUUUUUUUAAACCCGCGUUUCAAAAUUAUCACUUUGGAAGUUACGGACAUAUUUUAAAUAAAUCAACAAAAAUAAAUUAAUUAAAACGCGUAUUCACAACAACGAAAACCAGAGUAAAUUUAAAAGUUUAAUCUGUUCUUAAAAACAGUUAUCUACCAUUGUUAUUUAUACCGCUUGUAAAUUCUCCUUAACACUACGUAAAAAAAAGGUUCUCUCCCCUUGCGAGUGCGGGGAAAGAUAAGCUACGAAGGAGGACCACACUUAGCCCACUUCGCUGUACGGCAGGGCAGUCGUCGCGUGAUAUGGAACGCAUUCCCCUAGUAUUUCACGCUCAUCGGCGGGAUCUGGUGUCGCGGAAGUUUGUGGUGUGUGUGAUGGAUAUUUAAUACUGACAUGGAUGCUGUCCCCUGGUGUACUGAAGGUUGGUGUGUGAGGAAUGGUUCCAUGGAUAACAUAAUUACUGCCGUCUGUUAGAGGAGUUUUUUUUUUUCUUUGUCGAAACGGAGACGAGGAUGGAGUUGAACACGACCGAAGCCUCUAACGCCACCAACGGUAGUACCUAUGACGCAUUAUGGUACCUGAAAUACGAAUACCCAGCCGCCUUAGCCAUCGACAAGUACGUCACACCCAUCAUCGUCGUCGUCGGUCUGAUGGGCAACAUCCUCUCUUUCAUCGUCUGGAUGCAAAGGAGAAUGAGAAACUCUUCCGGUUACUACUUAGCGGCCUUGGCCCUGAAUGAUCUGAUUUUUCUUAUCCUGCACAUAAUCUUUGAGAUACAUACGACCUGGGAGGAAAAAGUGCUGAACCACCCAUUCGUCUGUGAGUUCUACCCCAUCAUUAGCUUAGCCCCGCAGUACAUAUCCUUGUUCUUCGUUCUGGGUUUCACAACGGAGAGGUACAUCUCAAUAUGCCACCCGUUCAAACGAGAAAAGUACUGCACCAUUAAAAGAGCCAAAAUCGUUAUCGCGUGCCUUACUUUCGCCAUGUUGUGUCUUGCCGCCCCCCAUGGGUACUUCUAUACGUUGGACACUAAAAACGUAAGCGGCACAAUCGAGUAUGAUUGCAAUCUCAGAGAACAUGUACAGGAAGGGAAUGCCAGCUCCAUUUAUAAUAUUUACAAUCUGUGCGUCGAAGUGCUGGCAUUUUUUAUUGUGCCGAUUGCUGUGUUAGUCUUAAACAUCUUUGUCAUCCGUGAACUCCGAAGACUGUCCCAAACGGAGCAGUCCACUCAAGGCUCUCCUCAGCGGACUGCCGCGACAACCUUAAUGCUGCUGGCUGUGUCGUUUUACCACAUCAUCACCACGCUUCCCGUUACAGUCGUCUACGCUUUGAACUUGGAGUUUUACAUCAACCCCAGCGAUUUCGAAAAAAGCGAACCCCGUGCGGUGAAGAUACAUUUCACGUACCUGUUGACCCUGAGCAUCCUGAAAGAGUACGGUAUCACCCACUACGCGUUUAACUUCUUCAUCUACGUCAUCACGGGGAAGAUGUUCCGUCAGGAGCUGAAGAAACUUUUCAUCAAACCUUUCAGCAAGUUGGCCUUAAGCUUGCCUACCAACUACACCAGUCUAAGGACUAGCGUCAGAGCCACAGAACUCUCUAGAAACUGGACGUGUACCAACGGCAACAACCAUAGUGUUAAGAACGGCAACAACGGCGAGACGCUAUUGUAACGCGCUUUAAAAUGUAUCGCUAACAUUUCUACUGCGGUUUAUUUAUUCGCAGAAUAUAACAACGUGAUUUGAAUUGUGCCGCUAAUUAUACACUAACAAAUUCAGAUCGUGAAUGUAAAUACUUAUAUUUAAAAAAUAAAAACACAUCUGCAACACGUAUGCAUGACCUGUCAUUAUUCAAAUGUAAAUCAACCUCACAUAUGUAAAAAACAAUUGUAUCAUUGAACUGGUUAUUAAUUUAAUGUAUAUGCUGAUCAUUGUUUACUGAAGAAUUUCUCUGGGUGCCUGUGACUCAAUUAGAACUAAACCUGAUAAAACUAACACACUAACAAUCUGUUUUAGUUUACACGGAUCAAAUGUUGCUGCGAUUUUUGUUUUGUUGUUUUUUUUGUUUUUAAAUACUUGUCGCUUUAAAAAUAUGGUUGUUAUAUACUUAAUAACAUGUUAGAUAAAUAAACUUAUAUGUACAUAUCGUUA
Messenger RNA from Physella acuta, 2252 nucleotides. RefSeq names its product FMRFamide receptor. Gene Ontology annotation, molecular function: G protein-coupled receptor activity. Gene Ontology annotation, biological process: G protein-coupled receptor signaling pathway. Lineage: Eukaryota; Metazoa; Mollusca; Gastropoda; Physidae. The record is from RefSeq and is a predicted model, not a curated record. Gene Ontology annotation, cellular component: plasma membrane.